AUGACUAAAUGGUUCGAUAUGCGUAAAAGAUUGAAGUUGAAUAAAACAAUCGAUCAAGUUCAAUACGAGCCGUUCAAGAAAGAAAGAGAUUACUGGAAACAAGUCCUUCUGAGAAUUUUUGCACUAGUGAAGUAUCUUGCUAAACAUAAUUUAGCAUUUCGUGGAAGCCAAGAAAAGUUGUAUCAAAAAGGUAAUGGAAAUUUCCUGGGUGGAAUUGUAAUAUUGGAAGAGUUUGAUCCGGUUAUCAAAGAGCAUAUGCGGAAGAUCUUAAGAGAUAAACUUCAUGUGCAUUAUCUUGGACACAACAUCCAAAACGAGAUAGUACUUCUGCUUGGAGAAGAAAUUAAAAAAGAAAUUAUCAAGAAGAUAAAGGAAGCAAAGUAUUACUCACUCAUACUUGACUGCACUCCCGAUUCAAGAUUUUUGAAUGUUAAUGAUACUACUGGAAAAGGACUGUUUGAUAUUACAUUAGAAGAGUUAAAGUCUCUUGGUCUUGAUAUUGAUGAUAUGCGUGGACAAGGUUAUGACAAUGGGGCAAACAUGAAAGGAAAACACCAAGGAGUGCAAAAGAGAUUUUUAGAUAUAAAUCCUAGAGCAUUCUACACUCCUUGUGGUUGUCAUUCUGUUAAUCUUACAUUAUGUGAUAUGGCUAACACCACUCCUAAAGGAAAAAGUUUUUUUGGACAUAUCCAACGUAUUUACACUAUCUUUUCAAAUUCUACUAAGAGGUGGCAAAUUUUGAAAGAUAAUGUCAAAGCUUGGAGUCUUAAGUCAUUGUCACAAACUCGUUGGGAAAGUCGUGUUGAAAGUGUUAAGGCUAUUAGAAUGCAACUUAUUGAUGUACGGGAAGCCUUACUUGAAGUUGGAGAAAAAGGUACUGAUCCUGGAAUUGCAGAUGAAGCAAACUCGUUAGCAGAAAAAGAACUUUGUGACUUUGAGUUUUUGGUAUCAAUAGUCAUAUGGUAUCAAGUAUUAAACCAGGUGAAUGUUAUGAGUAAGAAGUUACAAUUAAUGGAUAUGCAUCUUGAUACUGCAAUUGAAGAAAUAAACAAAUUGAUCGGGUAUUUCAAAGAUUAUAGAGAAACGAGUUUUUUUAAAGCAAUUGAUGAAGCUAAGGAGAUUGCUAUUGAAAUGGGUAUUAAUCCGGUAUUUCAUCAAAAGCGCGCGAUCCAAAGGAAAAGGAAAUUUGAUGAGAGUUCAAGUAGCCAAGAAGUUUUAUUUACAGGAGAAGAGAACUUUAAAGUCAAUUAUUUCUUAUAUAUUGUUGAUAAAGCCAUUGGUUCUCUUGAAACAAGAUUUGAACAAUUCAAGGAAUAUGAGAAAUUAUUUGGCUUUUUAUUUCCACAUAACUUACGGGGAAUCGAUGAUAAAGAUCUUAAGUUGUCAGCUUACGGGCCAGGCCUCUCUUUGACCUGA
Erigeron canadensis is the source of this 1416-nucleotide messenger RNA. Its product is annotated as zinc finger MYM-type protein 1-like. NCBI's taxonomy places the organism in Eukaryota, Viridiplantae, Streptophyta, Magnoliopsida, Asterales, Asteraceae. Bases 1 to 1416 code for a protein of 471 amino acids. The transcript is spliced from 3 exons. The record is from RefSeq and is a predicted model, not a curated record.